Molecule: messenger RNA, 2451 nt
Organism: Plasmopara halstedii
Lineage: Eukaryota; Oomycota; Peronosporomycetes; Peronosporales; Peronosporaceae
Product: exosome complex exonuclease rrp6-like protein
Exons: 1
Coding region: 1-2451 (816 amino acids)
Biological process (GO): nuclear polyadenylation-dependent snoRNA catabolic process; histone mRNA catabolic process; exonucleolytic trimming to generate mature 3'-end of 5.8S rRNA from tricistronic rRNA transcript (SSU-rRNA, 5.8S rRNA, LSU-rRNA)
Cellular component (GO): nucleolus; nuclear exosome (RNase complex)
Molecular function (GO): nucleic acid binding; 3'-5'-RNA exonuclease activity; nucleotide binding
Source: RefSeq, a predicted model, not a curated record
AUGGCGGAAGAAGCUGAUGUGGCGCUUGACGUUGAUGCUUUUAUCAGCACAAUGUACCGAAAGGUGCUAUCGUGUGUGAAGGCCUCAAACGGCAUACCAUCGGAGGACGAUGGAUUUUAUUUUCACUCGCAAUUUAGCGCCGAAUUCGCAGCGAGCUCCAAGCGCACCGGCGCCAAAGCCGAAGAGCUCAUACGGCUGCUUACCAAGCUUCCGCGCACCGAUAUGGAUGCGGAAAAUGCAGAAAAUAACGAUGAGGAUGAAAGUAUGGAGCUUUUUGACGGACCAGAGCCUAAUGCACUUGUGACAGACUAUGCAGACAUGCUGUUGGAUGAGGCGUCCAAGCACCUCGCACAGUUCAUGCAAGGCGAGACGAACGCUCUCACUGAUAAGUCAAAGCUUCGACCACUGGAUAACAAGCCACAAGUAUUUGAAAACAAGAAAAGACACAUGAAAUUAGUAGAGGAAACGGAGAGGAUUGUUGUACGGGGAGCACAGGACAAGCCACAGAACCGAUUUGAUGAAAAAAUUGACAACUCCGACGCACCAUUCGUGUCAAAACUUCGAGAAAAGGUGCAUGCACUUAAUGAAGGUGCUGCUGCAGCUAUUGGUGACGAAGACGACGAGAUGGGUUUACGUCAUCCAUACUAUUCGGAGAUUAAAGGUCUUAAGUAUGCAUCAUGGCAGUUGACAGCGUCCGAGAAACCGUAUGAAUUGGUUGGGAUCAAUGAGGCAACGUAUCUGUGGGUGGACACGGAAGAGAAGUUGGUGAAGAUGAUGAAGUCACUUAAAGCUGCUGAAGCUCGUGUUAUUGCAGUGGAUAUGGAACAUCACAGCUAUAGAUCGUACAUGGGACUUACAUGCCUCAUGCAAAUUUCUACUGCACACGAGGACUUUUUGGUGGAUACACUGGCCCUACGUGGGAAACUGCAGACGCUGAAUGAGGUGUUUUGUGAUCCAGAAAAGGUCAAGGUACUACACGGAAGCGACAUGGAUAUUCUGUGGUUGCAGCGCGAUCUUGGUCUGUAUAUUGUCAACCUCUUUGACACGGGUCGUGCAGCACGUUUGUUGCAAUAUCCACGGUUUUCAUUGGCAUACAUGCUCAAGCGUCACUGCAAUAUUGACGCCGAUAAACAGUACCAGCUUGCAGAUUGGCGAAUCCGUCCGCUAGAUAUCAGUAUGGUGAAGUACGCUCGGGAGGAUACACGCUUUCUCUUGUAUAUUUACGAUAGGUUGAAAAAAGAACUGCUGCAAACUGGAGCAAAAUCUCGCGAGAGUCUACUUUUUCAAGCACUACAGAAUUCAAAUAAGCUUUGUUUACAGGUGUAUGAAAAACCUCAGCCCACAAGUGAGGACGCUCUUGCAAUUGGUGAGAAGCUCAAGGGAACUGUAAACAUACGAGAAUUGUCCGAGCUUCAAAAGCGCGUAGUUGUGGCGCUAUAUAUGUGGCGUGACCGUAUCGCUCGUCAAGAAGACGAAUCGAUGGCAUACGUGAUGCCAAAUCAUGUGCUUUUGAAGCUUACUAAGCACCUUCCCACCCGAUCUGACGAUUUGUUUCGCGCUUGCCACCCGGUGCCGUUGCUUAUUCGCAAGCAUGCGCUACAAAUAACGAACUUAAUUAUCGCUGAAAAGUCGAAGCUUGCUCAGGAAGAAGCCAAAACAUCACAUAAAGCCCAACGAACAGUGGUGAUAGAGCCACUGAGAAAAAUUUGGGAUGAAAAUGGCGAUGUAACAACUACAUUGAGCAUGAAGCUUGUAGGACGUGCAAAGCAUGCUCCUUGGACGAGUGGCCGACGCAAGGCUGGCGUUGCUAACUCAGAUACCCCGAUUCGAUCGUCAUUGUUCGGUAAACCAAUUAUUCCCGGAGUUAAUGCCUUUGAGGCUAUUGAGAAGCCAGAGACAGCCGCGUUACUCGAAAAGGUUAACGCUAUGGUAGCAAGCACAAUGUUUACGAUUGCUGAAAAUGAUCCAGUGAUGGCAGCAGCCACCAAAUCGAUGCCGUUGGUGGCGAUUUCAAGCAACGAGAAGGAUCUAGAAGAGUCGAAGCAAAAUAUACCUCAAUCAAUCUCGGAAGCAUAUCACAUGUCAAAUCGAACAAAGCGGAGGAAGACCACACCUGAUAUGACGGCAACUUCUGAUGUGAAGGACCGUGCGCAGGCGUUUAUGCAAAAGAUUGACGGAGUCGACAGCAAAAUUAUCGAUAGUGAAAGUGAGAGCAAUAUUAAUGGCUUUGACUAUGCCACGGCCAGUACUCGGAUCACAGGUGCCAAAUUUCAGCUAAAGAUGGACGAGGAUGAUAGCGGUACCAGAAGCAAAAGUGGUUACGAGAAGAAGCAAAAAGGAUACAACCCUUUUGUGGCUAUGAGCGGCAAAGUCAAGAAAGAGUCGGACGACUCAAAGACUCUAGAAAUCAAGAAAAUGCAUCAUAUGCCGCGAAGUGCCACAUUCAGAUAG